Molecule: messenger RNA, 1715 nt
Organism: Gambusia affinis (western mosquitofish)
Lineage: Eukaryota; Metazoa; Chordata; Actinopteri; Cyprinodontiformes; Poeciliidae
Gene: upf3a
Product: UPF3A regulator of nonsense mediated mRNA decay
Exons: 10
Coding region: 72-1478 (468 amino acids)
Biological process (GO): positive regulation of translation; nuclear-transcribed mRNA catabolic process, nonsense-mediated decay
Cellular component (GO): nucleolus; cytoplasm
Molecular function (GO): telomeric repeat DNA binding
Source: RefSeq, a predicted model, not a curated record
UUUGACUCUUAUAAUCUCGCGAGGACACGGUAACGCUUAACACCAAGCGAAUUUGAUGGCAAUGGGAAGAAAUGAGGUCUGAUAAGGACCAAAUGACCGCGGGUAAGGAGAAAAGCAUAUUCGAGAUACAAUUAAAAGACGUCCCAAGAGAGCAAGAAAACAUUCCCGCCAACGCUAAGCCGAAAGAAGAGAAGAAGGAGGUUUUCACCAAGGUGGUGAUUCGAAGACUCCCUCCUAACCUGUCGAAGGAACAACUGGAAGAGCUUCUCAGUCCUCUUCCAUCUUAUGACUACUUUGAGUUUUUCCCAGCAGAUCAAAGUCUCUACCCCCACCUGUUCUCCCGAGCUUAUAUCAACUUUAAAAGCACAGAAGACAUCCUGCUGUUCAGGGAUCGAUUUGAUGGCUAUGUCUUCAUUGACAACAAGGGUCAGGAAUAUCCUGCUGUGGUAGAGUUUGCGCCUUUCCAGAAGAUUUCCAAAAAGAAGCUGAAGAAGAAAGAUGCCAAAGCCGGAAGCAUUGAAGAAGACCCAGAAUACAAGCGGUUUUUGGAAAACUACUCCUGUGAUGAGGAGAAGUCCAUGGCUAAUCCUGAGAUACUUCUUGGGGAGAUAGAAGCUAAGACCAGAGAGCUCAUUGCCAAACGAACAACACCUCUCCUGGAGUACAUCAAAAAUAAGAAAAUCGAAAAACAGAGGAUAAGAGAGGAGAAGAGAGAAGAGAGGAGAAGAAGGGAGCUUGAAAAGAAAAGGCAACGGGAGGAGGAGAAGCGAAAGCGGCGAGAGGAGGAGAGACGCAAGCGAAAAGAGGGAGAGAAGCAGAAGAAACUGUCCGAUAAAGACAUCAAAAUUAAGCUCCUAAAGAAGAGCGACAGAGACGAUGAUGUUGAUUCAGACCGAAUGAAGGAAAAAAGUGAGCCUUGUGAGGCAGGUGUGGGCAAGUGGGAGAAAACGGGAGGACAAAUGAAGUCAAAAGAACCAAAAGAAAACAGAGGUCAGGCUGAGAGCGACAAAGAGCAGAGAGAUCUGCACGGCCGCAGGCAGAGAGAUAAGGACCACCGCGGCAAGGACGAGGAGAGAAAACGGCAACGACACCACUACGAAUUCGAUAAGUUCAUGCGGCGGAAAGACGAGACCAAAUGGGGGAAGGGCUACUGCCAGGACCGAGCCAAGAAAGAGGGCCAUCAUCAUGGCUAUUCUUACUGUCCUGACGGGGCAGACAAAAUGGGAAAGGAGGACAGGGAGGACCUGAGCAACAGAAAGGAACGCCUCCGAAACAAGGUGAGCGAGAAGGACCGUCCUGCCAUGCAGCUCUAUCAGCCCGGCGCGCGCAACAGGAAGCGCAUGAGUUUGGCUAAUAAAGGCUAUGACUGCCUCCCUAUUGGCCAUUCCCCCGAAUGCAGGACGGAGCAUUGUUAUGAGGUUGUUGCCAUGACAGCGGAGAUACAAAGAGGGUUUGAGAAAAGCAAAGACGAGCAGUGAAUACUCUAGGUCUCAAGAGGAAAGUAAUGGGGCAUAACAAUCUGUUUUAAAGGGAAGCUGCUGCCAUUGGUUGACUGAUUUCUUUCUUCCUGUUUAAUGAAAUUGUAUCUGUGGAACUUUCUUCCUACUAUCUGGCUUUCAGGCCUGUCGACUUUUAAGGUACUCUACUCUCGCUCUUUGUGGUAAAGAAGUGUCUCAAUAAAGACAUCCAGGAAAAAAUUACUUUCAAGACGAUGA